Messenger RNA from Leptopilina heterotoma, 2790 nucleotides. RefSeq lists its product as uncharacterized. Gene Ontology annotation, molecular function: nucleic acid binding; zinc ion binding; aspartic-type endopeptidase activity. The record is from RefSeq and is a predicted model, not a curated record. NCBI's taxonomy places the organism in Eukaryota, Metazoa, Arthropoda, Insecta, Hymenoptera, Figitidae. Bases 1 to 2790 code for a protein of 929 amino acids. Gene Ontology annotation, biological process: proteolysis. The transcript has a single exon.
AUGCUCUAUCCGUUAGUGGAAUCGUCACUUCCGGAAGAAGUUUUGAGAGCAUGGCAACGAACUUCAGCAGCAAGCGGAGCCAAGGAUUCAAAGUCACGUUUAACGCAGUUAAUGGAAUUUUUGGGAUCUGAAGUGGAAAAUGAGGAACGUAUCCGAAUGGCGAUAGCAGGAUUCUCACUGGGAGGAACUGAAAAAUCAAAACGUCAUAGGAACAAAGAUGACUCACCACACGAUGUACCUACGGCAAUGGAGCUAUUAACAACACAGAAGAUUAUAGAAUGUAUGUUUUGCAAGAACAACAAUCACAAUAGUAAGGAUUGCUAUAAGGCAAAAAAGAUGUCUCUGUCUGAACGCCGCGAAAUUGCAAAAGAAGCGAACUCUUGUUUUAAUUGUCUGAAACAGGGACAUUCCUAUAGACGCUGUAAAUCAAAGAUAAAAUGUGCGUGGUGUAAUAGGAGACAUGUUCUGUUAAUGUGUCCCGGUCAAGGGAAAAGUGUAAACAGUGGUGAUAAUGGUGAUUCGAAAAACGAGGUUAGACAAGAGCAGAAUUUAGCAAGUUUCACCGGGGUUCCUGAAGUAUAUUUACAAACAUUAUGUGUAAAGUUGGUUAAUGGAAAUCGUGAAUGUACUAUUCGUGUAUUGUUUGAUAGUGGUUCCCAAUGUUCAUAUCUUACACGUGAAGCUAUUGAUAAAUUGAACUAUAGUCCUAUUAAAAAGCAGGAAUUGAUUCACACUUUGUUCGGAGGUGUAAAAUCGACACCCGAAAAACAUGGUGUGUACUUGAUACAUUUAAAAAGUUUAAGUGGGGAAUAUGCGUGUAAUUUUCAAGCAAUGGAUAAGGAAGUGAUAUGUGGUGACGUGGCGUUCGUGAAAUCAGCUGAAUGGAAAAAGGAACUCGAAAACAAUGGCGUGUUCUUGUCGGAUGUGGGAGAAGGAAAGAAAUCGAUUGAUCUGUUGAUUGGUGCAGAUGUCAUGGGAAAGUUAUUGACUGGCAGAAAAUAUGAUGUCGAAAAUGGUUUGAUGGCUCUGGAGACUAGACUUGGCUGGACUGUGAUGGGGAAAUGUAACACAGAAAUUUCCAGGUGUGACACAGUUUUAUUUAAUAAUGAUCUGCAAGUAGAUGAAGCAUCUGUUUCUAAUCUGUGGCAAUUGGAUGUUUUAGGGAUACAGGAUCCAUUACGAAGGAAAACUAGACAAAAGAGAGUAGCCGAGGUGGAACAAAAUUUUCGUGAGACCUUCACUGUUAAUAAUAAAAGCAGAUAUGAAGUAUCACUGCCCUGGAUACAAGAACAUGCACCUCUUGGAUCAAAUAUAGCGUUAUGUAUAAAAAGAUUAGAAAAUACUAUGAUGGAUUUAGAGAAACGUGGUUUAGUUGACGAAUAUGGAGAAAUUUUUCGGGAGUGGGAACGGGAGGGAAUUAUAGAAAAAGUGCCUGACAGUGAGUUAAAUAAUCCCUCUCAUUAUCUACCACAUCGACCGAUUGUGAGACCAAACAGUAUUUCGACAAGGAUUCGCUCAGUUUUUGACGCGGCAUCAAGAGAAAGAAAUUCACCAUCGAUUAACCAGUGUUUGGAUAAAGGUCCAAACCUUAUAGAACUGAUUCCAACUGUUAUCCUUGGAUUUCGAAAAGAAGAAGUGGGGGUGACUGCUGAUGUUAAGGCUGCUUUCUUGCAAAUUAGUGUGGCCCCUUCGGAUCGUGAUUAUUUACGGUUUUUGUGGCGUAGUGGGGAUAAAAUGAUAACAUAUCGAUACAAAAGAGAUGUAUUUGGACUGACAUGUAGCCCGUCUUUAUUGGUCGCUACGAUUAAAUUUCAUCUCGAGAAAGUUAUAAAAAACGAUAUUAAUGUAAAUAUAAGCGACAAGAUAUUAAUGAAAAUGAAUGACUGUUUUUAUUCGGACAACUGUGUAACAAGUGUAGAGUCACCGGAAGAUUUCGUUCAGUUUAAAAGUGAAGUGACGAGAAUUUUGGAAAUGGCAGGGUUUGAUCUUAGACGGUGGGAGUGCACGGGGGAUAACAACAAUAGUGGUGAGACAUCUGUCUUGGGACUAGUGUGGAAUAAAGUUGAAGACACAUUGUCAGUUAAUCUCGCGAGUAUUCCAUCGAAUUUAGAGUGUCAUACCAUAACAAAAAGGUUUAUAUUAUCUGUUGCACAAAGAGUUUUUGACCCUAUUGGUUUUAGAUGCCCGGUCAUGUUAUAUCCGAAACUGUUGUUACAAAAAAUAUGGAAAGAGAACGUAGAAUGGGACAGUGUAUUAGAAGGAAAAAUUAAAUCGGAAUUUCAGGCUUGGAUAAAAAGUUUAAAUCACCUUAAAGAUUUGAAAAUUCCAAGAAAGUUAAGUGCGGUUCGGGAAAAUAGUGAAACGAGUUUUCAGGUUUUUGCUGAUGCUAGUGGACACGCAUAUGCAGCAGUGGUGUUUAUUAGGACAGAAUACGCGGAAAAAACAGAGGUCCAGCUAAUUGGUGCAAAAUCACGAGUAGUGCCAACAAAAGAAAUAACGAUACCUCGACUUGAACUAUUGGCAGCAACAAUUGCAGCGAGACUAGCUAAAUCAUUGAUUAACGCACUUAAUUUUGAAAAUCCGGAAAUAAUAUACUGGUCUGACUCUAGUGCAGUGAUAACAUGGAUAAAUCAGGAAGCUCAGUGGAGUACAUUUGUAUACAACCGGGUGCAGGAGAUUAGACAGCUGACUGCAGGAGCGAAAUGGAGACACGUCCCUGGUACUCAGAAUCCGGCAGAUCUACCGUCUAGAGGCUGUAAAGCAUCACAACUGCUUGCUUCGAGAUGGUGA